AUGCAAGACCAAGUGACAAAUGCAAUGGAAAGUGCCCGAGAAGCCGCUGCAACUGUUGGUGAACGCGUUAGCGACUUCUUUCAAGGAAACCCUUUUGCAACGCCGUGCGGUCGCAAAGUCGAAAUGGCUACGGACGCUUCGAUUUUAGCAACUGAAAACUGGGGCUUAAACAUGGAAAUUUGCGAUUUUAUUAAUAAUACUCCUGAAGGAGGUCGAGAUGCUAUACGAGCGAUUCGUAAACGUUUACAUACACAAAUGUCUAAAAAUAAUGCAAUUGUUAUGUAUACUUUAACAGUACUUGAAACAUGUGUGAAAAAUUGUGACAUCACCUUUCAUGAAUUGGUUUGCCAAAAAGAUUUUAUUAAUGAAUUGGUUAAAUUAAUUGGACCGAAAUUCGAUGCACCACAAAUCAUACAAGAACGAGUUUUAAGUCUAAUCCAAGUAAGAUUUUAUAAAAAUUUCAAUAUAAAUUUGACUGUAUAA
Molecule: messenger RNA, 483 nt
Organism: Dracunculus medinensis (Guinea worm)
Lineage: Eukaryota; Metazoa; Nematoda; Chromadorea; Rhabditida; Dracunculidae
Source: the annotation of a GenBank genome assembly